This is a messenger RNA of Rhodofomes roseus, 2532 nucleotides long. Its product is annotated as P-loop containing nucleoside triphosphate hydrolase protein. The record is from RefSeq and is a predicted model, not a curated record. Gene Ontology annotation, molecular function: GTPase activity; GTP binding. The transcript has 4 exons. Gene Ontology annotation, cellular component: mitochondrion. Gene Ontology annotation, biological process: ribosome disassembly; mitochondrial translation. Bases 119 to 2518 code for a protein of 799 amino acids. Lineage: Eukaryota; Fungi; Basidiomycota; Agaricomycetes; Polyporales; Fomitopsidaceae.
GGCAGGCCCUGGGAUGCUUGUCUGCAGGUACUCACGUGCCUGAGCACUUACCACCGUCCUGCACCCCAGCCUGCAACGAGCGUGAGCAUUGCGCACCGGUAGGGCCUGGCGUACCCUCAUGCACAUGAGUUGGACGCGGUCCGCUUGUAAAUUUCGAUGUUACUCCCGGACGCCUUCGAGACAAUGGCAGGUCCCUUGCAAACGACGCCUCGCUACGGCCACUCCGGCUAGCUCAACCUCAAAUUUGAGGAACAUGGCUCUCGUAGCGCACAUCGACUCUGGGAAGACAACACUCACAGAGUCGAUUCUACUGAGGUCUUCCUACCUCAGUCACGCUGGCUCGGUGGACACAGGAAGCACCACAACCGAUUUCUUACCUGCGGAGCGCGAGCGAGGGAUUACCAUUCAAUCUGCAAGCAUUCCAGUGAAAUGGAGAGACUGGACGUUCAACCUGAUCGACACUCCGGGUCACGCGGACUUCGGCAUGGAAGUCGAGAGUGCCAGCCGGGUAGUGGAUGGCGCGGUGGUCCUCCUAGACUCAGUAGAGGGAGUUGAAGCGCAGACGAAGGGUGUCUGGAGACAGCUGGAUAGAUAUGGCGUCCGUUCGCGGCUCAUAUUCCUGAACAAACUAGACCGUGUCGGAGCAUCGUUCUCCCAGUCUAUCACAUCGCUACUCACGAAUCAGUUACACCCGCGCCCGGUCGCGCUAUCACUGCCUAUUGCGUCUUUUGACCCACAGGACUACGCACAAGCCGAACCAGGGAUCCAAGGUCUAGUGGACUUGGUAAAGUGGGAGAUCUGGAGAUGGAACGCAAAUGGCGAGUCGUCGAAACAAGCUUUACCGCGCAGCAUCGAAGAGCUGGAGCAAAGCGCCAUUCUGCCUCCCGCACAUCCUGUGUUAGGUCAACUGAUUCCUGCGAGGACAAGCCUGCUCGAAACCCUUUCCAUGUUCUCCGACGACCUGCUGCAAACAUUGCUUGGCCUGCCUCCCGAUCCGUCAGCCUACCUCACUGUGCCGCCUUCCAGUAUCAUACCACACCUACGUGCAGCCACCGUGCGAAGUGACAUCCUACCAGUCCUUUGCGGGUCAGCAUUCAAGCAUAUAGGGACCGAAAUGGUGAUGGACUACGUUGGGGAGCUGUUCCCUAGCCCGGUCGACAUGGUCGAUGAUGUACCAAAGGCAAAGGCACCGCUCCGUAUGCUCGCCUGGAAGGUCGCUUGGGAUAAGCGGAAGGGGUGGAUGACGUUCGUACGGAUAUACUCAGGGACGAUCACUAAACAGAGCGUUGUUUUCAACGCGACUCGUCAGCAGCGGGAGCGCGUAUCGAAGAUACAGCUGCUGUAUGCGUCGCAAGCAGAAGAUGUCGAUUUUUUGUCAUUUGGACAAGUAGGCGUGGUACUGGGUCUGCGCUUCACGCGAACGGGAGACACUCUAGUCUCCAACCACAAACCCUCAGAAGCGUCGUCGCUACGUGACAUCGUCCCACCUCCACCCGUCAUGUCUGCUUCGAUUAUUCCACAGUCGCAAUCAGACACGGAACCCGUCCAAGAGGCCCUCGCUUCUCUCGCUCGCACCGACCCCUCAGUCCGCUUUGAGGUCCAAGAAGGGCAGAUCCUCGUGCACGGCCUCGGCGCGCUUCACCUGGAGAUCAUCGAGAACAGACUCAGAGACGAGUGGCAAGCCAACUUCGAGUUCGGCAAGCGCAGAGUCAGCUAUCGCGAGUGCCUGGGUCCCAACGACCCCAGCCCGACUGAGAACACCUGGUCCACGGACAUCUCUGGCAGAAGGAUCACUGUACAAAUGGACUUCGCCAUCCGUGAGCUUCAGGGCGACGAGGAGGGCGACCCUCUGUGGGACGACAACGUCGUCAUCGAUCCUGACGGCAAACCGCUACGUGCCCCAGACGACGCCCUCAGCGAAGUCGACCCGCUCGCCCGUGGCAUCUCAAGCUUGCUCUCGAAUUCUCCGCAUACAUCACUCGCGUUGUCACACCUCCAUAUACAAGUCAAGGGCUAUAAGUAUCCUAGCGAAACGGCCUCGCCUUCGGUACUCGCAGGUGCGAGUGCGUCCAUCCUACGGGACUGCCUGAAGAAUGCGGGCAUGGGCGACGUGAUGGAGCCGUAUAUCCGUCUCAAAAUCACCGUAAACGAGGACUCCGUUGGCAAGGUCGUCAAGGACCUGACGGAGCGUGGUGGGGAGGUACUCGACCUGGGUACAGGCUCGGGCAACGUCGCAGAUCCCGAUGCAGACGCUGUGCCGUUCUCGGAGGACGGCGUAUACAUCCCGCCGAAGGAGCUGUCACCUUCAGCUGCAAACCCGACUGCGCGCGCAGGUAGCUCUUCGCAGUACAAACGGUCUAUCUUCGCUGUCGCGCCGCUCAGUCAGAUGCUCGACUAUUCAAGCCGGUUACGCGCACUCUCGGGCGGUCACGGCCUCUUCGAGAUGGUCAACGCGGGAUUCAGGAAGGUGUCGCAGGCGAGAAAGAUGGAAAUCCUGAGAGAGAUAGGGCGAGCAUGACCUCUGUACAAUGC